UUUAGAUCCACCGUCCGUCAGCGUCAGCGUAAUACCUGAUGUGGCAGCUGAGCUGUCAGAUGCUGUACUUACUUGCAAUCCCAUUGAUGGUAAUCCUGCUGUUCUGAUGGCUGUGCGUUGGUAUCAUAAUGGUAAUUCUAUUCAGAGUGAAACUACAGAGAAUGAAAAGACAGAGCUCACGUUGAAGAAUUUAACCAGAGAACAAAGUGGAAAUUACACGUGCAGGGGAAUGAAUACUGCCGGCUGGAGCGUCGAUUCGGAGCGGCAGUAUUUGGACAUACACUAUCCUCCAGGUUCUGCCAGCAUAUCGCAGAUGGAGCCCACGGCAGUGAAGGGGCACACAGUCGCCUUGCUUUGUCAACUGGACGACUUAGGACAUCCACCAGCUUCCAAAUAUUUGUGGGAAUCACCAACGCGCGUCAUCAGUAAUAACGCCUCUUCAAACCAACAUCAGCGACAGGUUUCUACAGCGGCUUCAAUCCUCAGCAUGGAAAAUGUCAGCGCAGCAUCUGAGGGAAUUUAUUUCUGCGCGGGAAGGAACGAAGUUGGCACUGGCCCUUUAGGGCAUUUUACCCUCAAACUCAGUGCUCCCCCAUCGUUCGUACGAGCGCUGCCUGCGGAAUCAGGAGCAGCCCGGAAUGCAUCGGAAGUCCGGUUGAUGUGUCAUGUGGAAUGUGAUCCAUUGUGCAACGUCACAUGGUUUCGAGGCACCGAUUCAUUGCAGGAUUCUAAGUUCUUUGUCACAGAAACUAUUGUUCUGGAUCCAGACCCGAAAAGGAACGUCCUCAUGUCCGUCGUAAGCACACUAUCUUGGAGUCUCAGUCACCUUCCGGCUACAAGUUUUGAUUUCAGCACUUUUACCUGCGUGAGCUCUGGUAAUGUUCUUGGACCAGGAGUCAAUAGCUCGACGCUUUUCAGAAUUGAAUAUCCUCCAGAGAAUAUCCAGGUAUCUCUGAAUUUAAUUGACAUCGUCGAAGGAGAGACACCAGAAGAUGUGAUUUGCUCGGCAUCAGCUUUCCCUCCUGGACAUUUCCUGUGGACUGUGGGUGAGACUGUUCUUUCACGGUCACACAUUUUAUCUUUCAAUGCUUCUGUCACCAGAGAUAUGGCUGGAAACUACUCAUGCAAUGUUAAAAACUCUCACGGACACGCAAGGGCAGAUCUCGUUCUCAUGGUGAAUCACAGGCCGGAGUGCAGCAUUAGGAAGGACUAUGAUGACCAGAGGAAUAUUGUUCUUAUCUGUCGAUCAGUUGCUUAUCCGGCCGUCACAAACUUUUCCUGGUUCCGGGACAAUGUAUCGUUGAACGGAGACCGAGAUAUCGUACGACGAAGUGGAAGGCAUGAGAGUACGUUGGUGUUAACUAAUGAGGAUCACAACGAAAAUCUUGCCCGAUACUCUUGUAUAAGUACGAACUCUAUGGGUCCAUCAGAUCCUUGCAAACUGCAGUUGACAUCUUUGCCAGGCAUCAUUUUCAAGAAGUUCAUCCUCAUAACAUUUGACCAAGAUGUCGAAAUCGUUAUGUUCCCUGAGCCGGAUACCAAACAGAAAAACGAAGAUAGAAUAUCUUUAUGA
Molecule: messenger RNA, 1573 nt
Organism: Stegodyphus dumicola
Lineage: Eukaryota; Metazoa; Arthropoda; Arachnida; Araneae; Eresidae
Product: hemicentin-2-like
Biological process (GO): cell-cell adhesion
Cellular component (GO): plasma membrane; cell-cell junction
Molecular function (GO): cell adhesion molecule binding
Source: RefSeq, a predicted model, not a curated record